AUGGGGAAUCGGAAGAGAAAGCUCAGUUCCGACGAGUCCAAUUCCCACGGCAAUGGCGUGGCCGAGACCUUGUCCCGUGUGCAAGGCGACACCCCGAGCACUGAAGACUCAAACAGCAGUGCGAUGAAGAAGCGGAAGAGAGUGGACGGUGAGAAGGUGAAAUACCCAGAUCUCACCUAUGCGGAGGGAAAGCUGCAGUCAUCCAUCCGAAUCGCAGAUCUUCAGGGCUUACUUCUCUACUGCUUCGCCGAUGGAAUCGCACCGCAAUGGAUCUCGAUGAAGCAUUCUGGCCAUGUGCGCAAGGUGGUUGUACUGAUGGUACCAGGACUCGAGAUGGGCAUGUUCGAUGGAACCAUUCCUGUGGAACCGGCCAAGGAGAACUCGGAGGAAACAAAGCCCAACCAACCGCCACCCACCGAAUCGCCAGAAGACGAGCGGGCAGCCGAUUUCGAACGAUGGAAACAAGGUCUGCCACAGGAAGACCGUUCGCACCGCUUCAAUCCUCGUCCUCUCAUUCGUGACAACCUGGCCCAGCCCCUUCAGCCGUUGGCAGACAUCUUCCCACACAUUUGGCCCGUCAAAGCGCCGGGCGACAACAAAUACAACAAGGUCCACUCGCCAUUGCAGGCCAUUCUGCUGUCCUCGGCUCCCAAAUCCAAGAAUGACGAGUCCCGUGGAAAGGGCGCGCGCCCUCCGAAAGUCGAGAAAGGCUUCGUCCCUAAGCGGACGCCGAUCACCGCCUUCGUCACCUCCCGCGAAGACCUCCAAGACAGCGACUACAUACUGCACCCUGCGUUUUUCACAUCGGAGGAGGAGAAGUCUUCCCAGGCGGAGGCUCGUCGACGAAGUGGAAAUGCAGCGGAACAUGGAUGGGUGGAUACUCAAGUUUCGACACUGGAAUCCGCCGAGGUGCCGGACGCGGAGAUUGAAAAGGGCAGCAUGACUGCUGGACGGGAUGUUUUCGCCCUUGAUUGUGAAAUGUGCAUCACAGAAGGGGGUCAGUCAGAACUCACACGUAUUAGCAUGGUUCGUUGGGACGGAGACGUGGUUCUGGAUGAGCUGGUUAAACCCGAUCGGCCUGUUAUUAAUUAUUUGACGCGCUUCUCGGGAAUCACACCAGAGAUGCUGGAACCUGUGACAACGACCCUUGCCGACAUUCAGCAGCGGCUCUUGGCCAUCCUUACACCGCGUGCAAUCCUCGUGGGACACUCUCUCAACUCCGACCUCACUGCCUUGAAACUCGUUCACCCCUUCAUCGUCGACACCAGCAUCAUCUACCCGCAUCCACGUGGUCCACCCCUCAAAUGCAGCCUGAAGUGGCUGACCCAAAAGUACAUGGGCAAGCAGAUUCAAAAUGGGAUGGCCGGUCAUGACUCCAUUGAAGAUGCCCGUGCUGUCCUUGAACUUGUGAAGUUGAAGUGCGAGAAAGGCGAGCGCUGGGGCACCAGCGAUUCCUCCAAUGAGAGCAUCUUCCGUCGUCUCUCUCGCUCUGUCCGACCGGCCUAUGUCCCUCGUCCAGGCGAAGAACGAACAGGUGCCGUGGUUGACUGGGGCAACCCUGAACGGGGUUUCGGCUCACAAGCAACAGUCUCCAUCGGAUGCCAAGAUGAUGACGCGGUGGUCAACGGUGUCUCUGCAGUGAUCAAUGGUGAUGAAUCCAAUGUUUCUAUUCCAGGGGGUGGUGUCGAUUUCGCCUGGGCUCGUCUCCGCGAGCUAGAGUACCUCCGCGGCUGGUGCAACCGCAUGCCAGACCCGAACAAUGCCAAUGAAUCCACGACUCUUAUUCCUCCGCCGGAGGAAACUACACCCACCGCAGCCACUGGCAGUGCUUCAACAGACGUCCCACAGCCUGAUGUUCUAGCUGAGACCGUUUCCCGAACGGUCUCCAACAUAUCGCGCAUCUACGACUCUCUUCCCCCGUGUACUCUCUUCAUGGUUUAUUCUGGAACUGGAGAUCCGCGUGAGGUUAGCCGAUUACAAGCUAUCCACAAGCAACACCGUGAGGAAUUCAAAUCCGGCAAGCCGUGGGAUUCUCUGACCUACAAAUGGACUGACACCGAAGAGCAAUUGCUGAAGAAAGCAUGCGAGCGUGCCCGCGAAGGCUGUGGCUUUAUGUGUGUGAAAUAA
Penicillium arizonense is the source of this 2127-nucleotide messenger RNA. Its product is annotated as RNA exonuclease. The transcript has a single exon. Gene Ontology annotation, molecular function: nucleic acid binding; exonuclease activity. The record is from RefSeq and is a predicted model, not a curated record. The coding region runs from base 1 to 2127 and encodes 708 amino acids. Gene Ontology annotation, cellular component: nucleus. NCBI's taxonomy places the organism in Eukaryota, Fungi, Ascomycota, Eurotiomycetes, Eurotiales, Aspergillaceae.